AUGGCACAAACAGCGGGUGUUAAACCUAUGACGAUAGUUGGUCGCGUAGCCAGUGAAAGGGAAAGAUGUCUUGGUAUGACUGAUGCAGAAAGGGCUUGGCGUAAGCAAUGGUUAAAAGAUCAAGUUUUAGCCGCUCACGAGCCAGUUCACGUGGAAGAAUAUUGGAGAGAGCGUACUAAUCCUAUUCGUCGUUUUUACCGGAAACCCUUGGACGUACUCUUUGCGAAACUUACCCCAAUGCUGGGAGAACAACGUGCUGCACAUUAUAGAUAUAUAUCUGGAAAACUUGGUUUAAUCGCUGUGGCUAUGCUAUCAACACAUUACUACUUUAAAUAUUUAGGAAACGACUGGACAAAGAAGGGUGGUUGGAAAGUACUAAAAACCAAACCAAUGGUUCUUCCUGGACAACCUGGAUUCCCAUUCAAAUCUGAGAAAACCGAUUCUGAUUACGCUGAAAGGAAAUUCAAGAGCUCUGUUAUUUAA
Molecule: messenger RNA, 483 nt
Organism: Bombyx mori (domestic silkworm)
Lineage: Eukaryota; Metazoa; Arthropoda; Insecta; Lepidoptera; Bombycidae
Gene: ND-B17
Exons: 3
Coding region: 1-483 (160 amino acids)
Biological process (GO): mitochondrial electron transport, NADH to ubiquinone
Source: RefSeq, marked provisional